AUGUUGGCUGCAAGAGCUCUUGGGCGCCGCGCCGCCGCGUACGUUCGCCCUUCCCGACAUACUCCAAAUCGGUCAUUGUCGACCUCCACCGACCCGUCCUCCUCAUCAUCCUCCUCGUCGUUCAGCUGGUCGUCCGCUUUCCGCUACCUACGCAACAUCUCCACCAUCUCUACGCUCGCGGUGACUUCCUACACCGUCGGCUCGCUGUACCCGCCCACACUUGCGACAUACGUAUCUCCGCGGACCGCACCGCCCCCACCACACCCCGAGGACCCGUCAUACAUCGCGUACGCCUCCGCACUCGAGGAUACUCUGCAGAACCUGCCCAAAUUGAAUGACCUGCGCACGCGCGAGGAUGCGGACGAGUGGUACGAGACGCGGCCAUACGUGAACGUCCCCGAGGAGCGCCGCGUGAACAGCCUCACCGCAGGCGCGCUCUGGGGGCCGGGCAAGUUCGCGCUGCCGCCGCUGGUACGUUGCCGGAAGGACAACAGAGAGAGCUGGAACUUCGUCCACGUCGGCAGGGGCGUGUGUGGGCAUGAGGGGAUCGUACAUGGCGGGCUUCUGGCGACGCUGCUCGAUGAGGGUCUCGGUCGGAUGGCGUUGUUGAACCUGCCGGAGAAGAUGGGCGUGACGGCGUAUCUCAAUCUCUCAUAUCGCGCGCCUACACGGGCAGACCAGUUUGUCGUGGUUAAGACACAUCUGAUUGAAGCCAAGGGGCGCAAGUCCAAGGUCCGAGGCAGGAUCGAAGACAUGGACGGCAACGUCCUCGUCGAAGCAGAGGCGCUCUUCAUCCAACCCAAGUACGCAAAGAUUCUCAACACGCAGCAGAUGCGCGAUAUGCUCAGCGAGCCAAGCGACUCGCCGAAUACGCUCACGGAGGCCACGGUCGCGCCCGUAGCCGUUGCGCUCUCCACCGCGCGGCCGGAGGCACAGGCUUAG
This is a messenger RNA of Sparassis crispa, 942 nucleotides long. Its product is annotated as UPF0644 protein. Bases 1 to 942 code for a protein of 313 amino acids. NCBI's taxonomy places the organism in Eukaryota, Fungi, Basidiomycota, Agaricomycetes, Polyporales, Sparassidaceae. The record is from RefSeq and is a predicted model, not a curated record. The transcript has 4 exons.